CGGGAAAGUGGUGGUCUGGGGCGGGGUCGGCGGCCCGCGGCGGCACGGCGCUGCGCGACGAAGAUGGCGGCCUCCGGCUGGGCCCGUGCCACCGUGGUCUUUCUCUGUGCCUCUGAACUGCUGCUGCUCCUGCUGCUGCCGCUGAGGGCCUUCGCCGCUGAGGGCCCAGCCGAGACGCCCGGCGAGGCCACCCCACCUAUCCGGAAGAAGAAGAAGGAUAUUCGCGACUACAAUGACGCGGACAUGGCUCGUCUUUUGGAACAGUGGGAGAAAGAUGACGACAUAGAAGAAGGAGAUCUCCCAGAGCACAAAAGACCCUCUGCACCUAUAGACUUCUCACAGAUAGACCCGGGCAAGCCUGAGAGCAUAUUGAAGAUGACAAAGAAGGGCAAGACUCUCAUGAUGUUUGUCACUGUAUCAGGAAGCCCCACGGAGAAGGAGACGGAGGAAAUCACGAGCCUCUGGCAGGGCAGUCUUUUCAACGCCAACUACGAUGUCCAGAGGUUCAUCGUGGGGUCAGACCGUGCCAUCUUCAUGCUGCGUGACGGCAGCUACGCCUGGGAGAUCAAGGACUUCUUGGUCAGUCAAGACAGGUGUGCCGAUGUAACUCUGGAGGGACAGGUGUACCCUGGCAAAGGAAGAGGAAGCAAAGAGAAAAAUAAAACCAAGCAAGAGAAAGGCAAAAAGAAGGAGGGGGGAGAGCCGAAACCUCGGGCUUCGAAGGAAGGCAAUCGAGCUGGGAGUCAAAGGGAAGAGCUGUAGCGGGGCAGCUGCGGGCUCUGCAGAGGAGCGCGGGGAGCUCAGCCAGGGCGCGUGGGCCGGGGGCGGGCAUGGGAAACCACACAGCCGUGAGUUCUCUGCUGGCAAAGGUCUGCCACAUGACCAGUUUCUGGUCAGUGUAAGAGUUACCGUUUAAAAGGCUUCAAGUCAGAAGACAGAGGUUUUGUAAUUAACAUGGGACACUGACAAAUUCAUGUUGACUAUAAAAUCACUCUAAAUGGAAA
Mesoplodon densirostris (Blainville's beaked whale) is the source of this 1004-nucleotide messenger RNA. RefSeq names its product mesoderm development LRP chaperone (gene MESD). The record is from RefSeq and is a predicted model, not a curated record. The transcript is spliced from 3 exons. Gene Ontology annotation, molecular function: low-density lipoprotein particle receptor binding. The coding region runs from base 64 to 762 and encodes 232 amino acids. NCBI's taxonomy places the organism in Eukaryota, Metazoa, Chordata, Mammalia, Artiodactyla, Ziphiidae. Gene Ontology annotation, biological process: protein folding.